CAGUCUGGCAUCUCUGCGUUCCAGCAUUCCUCUUCUUUGUGUCAACAAGUCCCGCCUCCCCCUGUCAUCGUAUUGCCUCGCAUCACUUCGCUCCUCCCAGCCCAGGUGGAUCCCUGACUCACUUUACUCCUGGCUUUGAGUGAGCUUCCAGUUCUUCUUAUUUGAUAUCACCCCGAGUUGCUGUUCCGAACCUCUCUUUCGCAUUGGCCCUCCAACCAAGCCGCUUAUGCGUUAGUUCCGCUUAUACGUUAGUUACUGAAAACCUGAGGAAGUCAAUCAGUCCGUCGCUCUUGCCCUUCGUCACAGCGUUUUAGGGUUCUCGACCAACCCACAAGCAUCCUCUAGAACACCGAACUGCUCCAAACCACGAAAGGAUCUUAAAGACCCACCACAAAUAUACCCAAAGAAAUAUCACAAAAAACCCCCCCUUUUUUUUUUGAAAGAACCAGAUAUCCCUCUCAUUUCACCAUGACAUCGAACCGUACCCGCCGUAUCGCCAAGGAGCUCGCAGAUAUCCAUGCAGACCAGCACUCGCAAAUCUUGGCUGAUCCGGUUGGGGGCGGAGAUGAUUUGACACAUUUGAGAGGCUCCUUUCGAGGGCCUCCCGGAACUCCCUACGAGGAAGGAACCUAUUAUGUUGAUAUCAAGAUACCCUCCGAAUACCCUUUCCGCCCGCCUGUGAUGAAAUUUAUAACCAAAGUCUGGCAUCCGAAUAUCAGUAGCCAAACUGGUGCCAUUUGCCUCGACACUCUCUCUACCGCCUGGUCUCCCGUCCUGACCAUCAAGUCUGCUCUGCUCUCCCUCCAGUCCCUCCUCAGCACACCCGAACCUAAAGACCCUCAAGAUGCGGAGGUGGCCAACAUGCUUAUGCGAAACCCGAAGGAGUUCGAGCGGGUUGCCCGACAGUGGGCUGUUCAGCAUGCAGGCGCCCCCAAACGGCAACUAGGUGAAAGUAGCGGCGGCGCCACUGAUGAAUCCAUCCGUAAACAGCAACUAAAGUCGAAGGAAGAGGAGGAAAAAGAGCAAUUGGCUGCGUACGACGGCUACAACAAGGACCUCGUCGAUCGAUUCUGUCAUAUGGGAUUCGACGUGUCACGGGUAGUAUCGGCUUUCAAGUAUGUUGGCAUUGAUCGGAUGGAUGGCGAGGAUUACGAAUUGGAAGAAGCAUAUAUGGGUGAUGUUACGGCACGUCUGCUUGGGGAGCCAUGAAGGGAUGCUCUUAUUAUUUUACCUCUAUUUCUUUUUAACACAGAUACACACCCAACCUGUUAUUCUGCAUGUUGCAUUUGAAAAUCUAUGUGGAGAAAGCUCCUUUUUUUGGGAGGGGGAAGAGUAAUCCGUUCCACACAGCCCUCAAGUUCCAAUGUU
Histoplasma capsulatum G186AR is the source of this 1368-nucleotide messenger RNA. Its product is annotated as ubiquitin-conjugating enzyme. The record is from RefSeq and is a predicted model, not a curated record. NCBI's taxonomy places the organism in Eukaryota, Fungi, Ascomycota, Eurotiomycetes, Onygenales, Ajellomycetaceae. Bases 469 to 1209 code for a protein of 246 amino acids. Gene Ontology annotation, molecular function: protein binding. The transcript is spliced from 4 exons.